CUGAGUGACAACUGUCCUAGCGUCUGUGACAGGGCUCCGCACGCUGCGUGCGCUACGCGCGCUGCGCUCGACGCGCGCGAAACGCCGCCGUCCGCGCCGCAAUUCAAACGCACCCGACGACACGAACUUCCCUCGGUUGGACGCCUGUGCGCACCGCCGCCGCGCACCCGCGCGCCGCCACGUGGCCUCGCGAAGCGGUAAAGCGCGCGCGCGACAUUCAAAACGAGCGACGCCUCCCCGCCGCGCCGACCGCUUGCCGCUCCGCAGGCCCCUCAGCGAGCGCGACCGCACGAUGUUUGCGGACGACGACAUGCAGGUCGUGAAGCGCAACGGCAAGAAGGAGACCGUGCGCUACGACAAGAUCACGAGCCGCAUCAAGAAGCUCUGCUACGGUUUCGACGCCAAGUACAUCAAGCCGAACCAGAUCACGCAGAAGGUGAUCCAGGGCGUCUACGACGGCGUGACGACGCACGAGCUCGACGAGCUCGCGGCGCAGACGACGGCCUACAUGGCGACGCAGCACCCCGACUUCUCCGUGCUCGCCGCGCGCAUCUCCGUGUCGAACCUCCACAAGUCGACGGACAAGACGUUCUCCGACGUCGUCGAGAAGCUCCACAAGCACGUGCACCCCAAGACGAAGAAGCCCGCGGCGCUCAUCUCCGACGAGACCUACGCCACGGUGCAGAAGCACAAGGACGCGAUCAACGCGGCCAUCGUCUACGACCGCGACUUCGAGUACGACUACUUCGGCUUCAAGACGCUCGAGCGGAGCUACCUCAUGCGCCUGGACGGCGCGAUCGCGGAGCGGCCUCAGCACAUGAUCAUGCGCGUCGCGCUCGGCAUCCACGGCGAUGACCUGGCGGGCGCGUUCGAGACCUACGAGAUGAUGUCGCAGAAGAUGUUCACGCACGCGACGCCGACGCUCUUCAAUGCCGGCACGCCGCGGCCGCAGUUGUCUAGCUGCUUCCUACUCGCCAUGAAGGAGGACUCCAUCGAGGGCAUCUACGACACGCUCAAGCGCUGCGCGGCCAUCUCCAAGUACGCGGGCGGCAUCGGCCUGUCGGUCCACAAUAUCCGCGCGACGGACUCCUACAUCUGCGGGUCGAAUGGCACGUCGAACGGCAUCGUGCCCAUGCUCCGCGUCUACAACGAUACUGCGCGUUACGUGGACCAGGGCGGCCGCAGGCGCAAGGGCUCCUUCGCCAUCUACCUCGAGCCCUGGCACGCGGACAUCGAGAUGUGGCUCGACCUGAAGAAGAACCAUGGCAACGAGCUAGAGCGUGCGCGCGACCUUUUCUAUGGCCUCUGGAUCCCGGACCUGUUCAUGAAGCGCGUCGAGGCCAACGGCUUCUGGUCCCUCAUGUGCCCCAACGAGUGCCCGGGCCUCGCGGACUGCCACGGCGCCAAGUUCGAGGCGCUCUACGAGCGCUAUGAGGCCGAGGGCUGCGCGCGCAAGGCCAUCCCCGCGCAGCAGCUCUGGUUCGCCAUCCUCGACAGCCAGGUCGAGACGGGCACGCCCUACAUGCUCUACAAGGACGCCUGCAACGGCAAGUCGAACCAGAAGCAUUUGGGGACGAUCAAGUCGUCGAACCUGUGCACGGAGAUCGUCGAGUACACGGCGCCCGACGAGAUCGCGGUCUGCAACCUGGCGUCCAUCAACCUAGGGUCCGAGGUCUCGGGUGCAACCCACAACAGCAAGCGACUCGGCCGGCGGAGGUUCGAGGUCUCGGGCGCAACCCACAACAGCAAGCGACUCGGGCGGCGGAGGUUCGAUUACUCGCGCGGGCCCGUCCGCGGCGACACUCGGAGACCUGUGACGGGGGGCGCCUCGGGGUGGGGGGCGCUUAUCCGGGGCCCUAGCCUAGGCCCGGUAAGGGUCGCAGAGACCUGUGGCCGGGCGGAGGCGUGUGACGCCUACUUAGUAGGCGCCUCGUGGUGCUCCAAAGUGUCUCGUGCCUGA
This is a messenger RNA of Aureococcus anophagefferens, 1960 nucleotides long. RefSeq lists its product as hypothetical. The transcript has a single exon. The coding region runs from base 293 to 1960 and encodes 555 amino acids. Gene Ontology annotation, biological process: DNA replication; deoxyribonucleotide biosynthetic process. The record is from RefSeq and is a predicted model, not a curated record. NCBI's taxonomy places the organism in Eukaryota, Pelagophyceae, Pelagomonadales, Pelagomonadaceae. Gene Ontology annotation, cellular component: ribonucleoside-diphosphate reductase complex. Gene Ontology annotation, molecular function: ribonucleoside-diphosphate reductase activity, thioredoxin disulfide as acceptor; ATP binding.